Rhagoletis zephyria (snowberry fruit fly) is the source of this 1068-nucleotide messenger RNA. Its product is annotated as alpha-tubulin N-acetyltransferase 1-like. Gene Ontology annotation, molecular function: tubulin N-acetyltransferase activity. Gene Ontology annotation, cellular component: microtubule. The record is from RefSeq and is a predicted model, not a curated record. Gene Ontology annotation, biological process: alpha-tubulin acetylation. NCBI's taxonomy places the organism in Eukaryota, Metazoa, Arthropoda, Insecta, Diptera, Tephritidae.
AAUUUAUUUGCAGAUUCAAUCUUCCAACUCUUUUGACAUAAGAGCCCAAACAGCUAAAAUAAAAAUGGCCACUUUUAAAUUCGAUAUACGGAGCAUUUUCACUCAACCGAUUGUUAAAAUUUCAUCUAACUUACUGCCUCACACGUUCCGUGGUGAUAGAAGAAUGGCCCUGGAUGUCAGUUCAAAAGUAUCUGAAAUUAUAAACCAUCUGGGAGAACUUUCGGCCGUAGCACAGAAGCUGUCUAAACCCGUCACAUCAUCUCAGAAGUUACGCAUGUCGGAAAGUCAAACAGUUUAUCUUAUUGCAGAUAUAGGUGGAUAUGAUGGAGACGUUGUAGUAGGACUUUUAAAAGUUGGCACCAAAAAUUUAUAUCUGUUUGAUAGUCUGGCUCAGACAAAGAAAGUCGACAAUUCUCCUUGUAUACUUGAUUUUUACGUCCACGAAUCCCGACAGCGCACAGGACUUGGAAAGAAAUUAUUCGACAUUAUGCUGGCUGAGGAAAAUUGGAUUCCAGUUAAAUGCUCCGUUGAUAGACCAUCUGAAAAAUUGUUACAAUUUUUAAAGAAACACUAUGGUCUGGAAAUCAUUAUACCACAGGCAAAUAAAUUUGUGCUCUAUCAGGGAUUUUUCGAUGACGAUACAACUGCGAACAGGUACAUUUAUAUCCCGAAAUAAAGGUGAGGCUUGUUCGAGAUGCAAUCACAACCGCAGUGUUGCGAGAAUUAUUAAAGUAACACGCUCGGUGGGAAUUACGAAACACGUAAUCAGUAAUGCCGCUUUUAUUACGUGUCUCGAACAGGCCCGUGUUGACACCAUCUGUUUUUCUGCAAAGUAUUUUAAUUUUGUAAAAUGAAUAAAAAUUAUGACCCCAUACAGUGAUCGGACUUCUACACAUUGUGGUAGAUCUGCCACUUUUUUGAGUACCUACCACAUCUACCAGCCAAGGUCUGAAAUCUACCACAUAUUCGCGUUUUGAAGAAGUUUCAUUUUUGCUCGAUAUAAUGAUAUAGUACAAGAUUCCGUAUUCCCGACGGCGAUGAAAUUGCUCAAGUAAAAGUAAACAAAGC